AUGCAAAAGACGAUUACAUUACGGCGGAUGACACCCCUCACCUGGGUCUUCGCCGCCAUCUGCUCCCUCCUGGCGUUUAUUUCAAUAUCUCACGUUCUUUACACGCCUUCGAAGGGUGGUAUAACCGGCUUUUCGAAUCAUAUGAAACCUUCUUCUUCUUCCGUUAAUACUACUGAUCUGUCCUCAAUACUCUACGAUGACACCAAAGAAGAAGCAGACCACCGCCCCUUAAUCCUCUACGUCUACUCUGAAACCGUAAAACCCAACUCCCCAUUCCUAACAGCCGACAACGCCACCAGCAAAGGUCGACAGAACAUCCUCUUCUUCAUAAACCACGCUUUACACGCCGAAGCCGAUUUCAUCUUCAUCCUCAACGGUCCCACGACCAUAGAACCGUUCAUCCCUACUCACAAACCUAAUAUUAAGAUCGUUAGGAGGGAGAAUAAGUGUUUUGAUCUGGGAGCUUACGCGGAUGUUUUACAAAGGAAUGAUGGGGAGUUGAUGAAGAAGUAUAAGAGGUUUAUUAUGAUGAAUGGAUCUGUUAGGGGACCGUUCAUGCCGAGUUGGAGUAGAGAGUGUUGGAGUGAUGCUAUGAUUGCGAAACUUACGGAUACUAAUAAAUUGGUGGGACUGAGCUACAACUGUCGAAAAAUCCGUCACAUCCAAUCCAUGCUCCUCGCCACAGAUUCAAUAGGAAUCUCCCUAAUAAUGCCCAAAAUCAACCAAUGCUUCGAAUCUUUCAUGAAAGCCAUCGGCGGCGAGAUUUCUAUAACCGGUGCCGUAACAUCUCAGGGUUAUAACGUAACAGCGUUGAUGACGUCAUUCCAGUCUUCGAAGGAUUAUGCGAAUACCUGCAAACAUGGGGAUAUUUUGUUGAAUAAUAGGUAUUAUAAUACUACUAUGCAUCCGUUUGAGACGAUGUUUCAGAAGGCGAAUAGGGGGAUGGCACCGGAGGUUUUGGAGAGGUUGACGGAGUGGAUUGAUGGGAGUGGGUAUGAUAGUUGGGGGGUUUGUAGGCGGGCGAGGAAUAUGAGGAGGGUGGUGAGGGAUAUGAAGAGGAGGGGGGUGGAUUUGGAUUUUGGGAUGUGA
Molecule: messenger RNA, 1089 nt
Organism: Orbilia oligospora ATCC 24927
Lineage: Eukaryota; Fungi; Ascomycota; Orbiliomycetes; Orbiliales; Orbiliaceae
Exons: 3
Coding region: 1-1089 (362 amino acids)
Source: RefSeq, a predicted model, not a curated record